AUGGAAAAACAAAAAGAAAUUAUUGAAAAUAAGCUAUCUGAUGAUAUGGGAAAAAUGGGCGAGGAGUUCAACAACUUUAUGCAUAAGGUUACUGAGGUCGAUGGUAUAAUCAAAAAACUUACGUCCAAAGACAAAGACUUGCAAGCUAUAGGAGAUCAGGAAGCAAAAUUGUAUUUAAGAGAGGAAACUGUUUUAGAUGAUAUUGAUGGUGAAACAAUCUCAUUAAAAGUGACUAACGAUAGAACGAUCGUUAACAAAAUAGCUCAAGAGUCCGGUAAUCCCAAUGAAAUGUCAAAAGACUCAUUCAUGGCUGAAGUUGAAAGAGAUGCAGAUCAACGAUAUAAAGAUAGACUUAUCAGAACCGAAAAAAUGGAAACUUUUAAAAAACAAGCAACUUUAGCAUUUCGAAGGAAAGAGUUUGAGAAAGCUUUAGUUUUAUACAAUAAGGCAAUAGAACAAAUUAAAGACAGUCCCUUACUCUACAAUAACAGAGCUUUAACUUAUAUCAAACUAGGUUUCCCAGACAAAGCAAAAAGUGAUCUCGAAAAUUGGGCUUUGAAAUUGAACGAAGACUGUUUGAAAUCUUGGUUGUUACUGGCUAAAAUAAAUUAUUUGAGCGGUGACGAAGAGGAAUCUAAAAAAUGCGUCUUGGAAGCCAAGAAAAGGAAUCCAAAAGAAAUUGAUUUCAUUGAAGAUUAUAUGAAGACGAUGUACAAAGAAAGCAGAAAAAGCUAA
Molecule: messenger RNA, 735 nt
Organism: Ceutorhynchus assimilis (cabbage seed weevil)
Lineage: Eukaryota; Metazoa; Arthropoda; Insecta; Coleoptera; Curculionidae
Source: the annotation of a GenBank genome assembly